Molecule: messenger RNA, 753 nt
Organism: Salarias fasciatus (jewelled blenny)
Lineage: Eukaryota; Metazoa; Chordata; Actinopteri; Blenniiformes; Blenniidae
Gene: cebpg
Product: CCAAT enhancer binding protein gamma
Exons: 2
Coding region: 234-713 (159 amino acids)
Biological process (GO): regulation of transcription by RNA polymerase II; DNA-templated transcription
Molecular function (GO): RNA polymerase II cis-regulatory region sequence-specific DNA binding; DNA-binding transcription factor activity, RNA polymerase II-specific
Source: RefSeq, a predicted model, not a curated record
CGUACAUGGUGAAGGAGAUUUCGCAAUCCGCUGCUCUCCAUGUUCCAAACAAAAACAGUCACCGCGACGGGUCCGGAGUAAAGCCCGACGUUUGGCCCGAAAUCCUCCCGCUUCGACGGACGGUUCGCACCCCGGCUGCCCGGUGAAGGCUCCGCCCACCUGCAGGACCUGGUCCCGUCUCAGCGCCCGAGGACUCCUGGUCCAGCCCCGCUCCCGAAGGCCCCCCCCUCCAAAUGAGCCGGCCGUCGCAGGCGAAGCCCACCACAGCUGAGCCCCCCGGCGUGAGCGUGAUCCAGAACCAGGCCGCCGCCCAAGCCGCCGCCCCCGCCCCGCAGCAGGUCCCGCAACUCGUCCCCGCCCACCCCGACGCCGCCGGCGGCAAGGCCCUCCCCCCCGGCAAGAUGAAGAAACCCCCCGCGGACAAGGACAGCGAGGAGUACCGGCAGCGCCGCGAGCGCAACAACCUGGCGGUGAAGAAGAGCCGCAUGCGCAGCAAGCAGAAGGCGAUGGACACGCAGCAGCGCGUCAACGAGCUGAAGGAGGAGAACGAGCGGCUGGAGGCCAAGAUCAAGCUGCUGAGCAAGGAGCUGAGCGUGCUCAAAGACCUGUUCCUGGAGCACGCCCACAACCUGGCCGACAACGUGGCGCCGGCCGCCGGCGGCGCCGAGGGCGCCAGCCCCGCCCCCACCGGCCCGGCGCCCGGUGGCCAGUGAGGGCCCCGCCCCCCCGGGCUCUCUGACUUUACCGCGUGAC